Messenger RNA from Asparagus officinalis (garden asparagus), 2172 nucleotides. Its product is annotated as pentatricopeptide repeat-containing protein At3g20730-like. The coding region runs from base 1 to 2172 and encodes 723 amino acids. Lineage: Eukaryota; Viridiplantae; Streptophyta; Magnoliopsida; Asparagales; Asparagaceae. The transcript is spliced from 7 exons. Gene Ontology annotation, molecular function: protein binding; RNA binding. The record is from RefSeq and is a predicted model, not a curated record. Gene Ontology annotation, biological process: RNA modification.
AUGUGUCAUUAUAAGACAAAGCCCAACAGAGAGGAGGGUGAUCGGAGGCAUCACGACGUUGACCAGAGAGAGGAAGGUGAGACUCAAUUUUCAAAACUUCUAGGGUGUUUUGUGCUAAUUUUGAGCUUUGUUGAGGGCUUUUUCCAACAACAAUCCAAAAACAUGAUGAUGAUAAGAAGCUUGUGCAAGCUCGGUAGACUUAAGGAAGCUCUUCAAUCUCUCUACUCCAACCCUACUUCAUCUUCAUCGUCAUCGAACUCUGCUACCGCCGCCGCUGCCUACUCAUCUGUCCUCCAACUCUGCAUUGAUUCCAAUGCAAAACAAGAAGGUCUUUCUCUCCAAACUCAUCUUACAGCGAUUGGCUACUCCCCAGAUUUGCACUUGAGCACCAAAUUUAUUAUCUUUCACUCUAAAGUCACCGCCGACUUGGCUUCUGCUCGCAAGAUGUUCGAUUCAAUGCCUCAAAGGAGCAUCGUCUCAUGGACUGCCAUGAUUUCAGGCUAUGCUCAGAAUGGUUACUCAGAAGAUGCCUUGCACUUGUUCUCUUUGAUGCGUUGCUGCUCUGGUUUCUCUCCUAAUCAAUUCACUUUUGGUGCCGCUCUUAGUGCUUGUGCUAGAGUGGGUGCCUUCAGAAUUGGGCAGAAAAUCCAGGGAUGCAUUGAGAAGAGUAGAUUUUUUCGAGAUAUCUUUGUUCAGAGUGCUCUCCUAGAUUUGCAUUUGAAGUGUGGGUCGCUUGAGGAUGCUCGCUGUCUUUUUCAGAGAAUGGAAAUGAGGGAUGCCAUCUCUUGGAAUUUGGUGAUUGGAGGACAUGCAGUUAGAGGGUUAGGGGAUGAUGCAUUAGGAUUGUUCUGCUCCAUGCUAAGAGAUGGUAAUUCUCACUAUGUCUUCUUAACGUUUUUCCUUUCUUUGAUUUGUGAUGCUGCUUGCUUGGAUAGGCAAUCUGAUAACCUGAUAGAGAAGCUUGAUGGAUAUAAUCAUGUCAUCACUUUUAUGUCUGCUUAUCUUCAAUUCAACAUAGUUUACAUGAUGUUUAUAGAACACUACAAGUUGCAUUCAUCAACUUUUGUAUCUGUUCUUAAUCUUUGUAAUCCAUUCCUUUACACCAUUAGUGGCUUUCUUCCAGAUCAUUUCACUUUCGCAAGUGCUUUGAAGGCAUAUAGUUGUACUAAAACUCUAAGCAAUGUGAAUCAGACCCAUACUUUUGUUAUAAAAUCGGGAUAUGAGAACCAUAAUGUUGUUACUGGAUCACUGAUAGAUGCCUAUGCAAAAUGUGGAAGGAUAGACAAAGCAAAGAUAGUGUAUGAUUCAAUGCUCAAACAUGAUCUAAUCUCUUGUACUGCAUUAAUCAAUAGUUACUCAUCAGAGAGAUUCUCUUAUAGGGAGGCAUUGAACCUUUUCCGUGAGAUAAAUAGAACAUGUAUGGUAUUGGAUGAUGUCAUCCUUUGUUCCAUGAUCAAUUUAUGUGCAAAUGUCACUUCAUUAAGCUUAGGAAGACAAAUUCAUGCAUGUGCUCUCAAGAAACAACCUCUCCUUGAUGUAGCAUUUGGAAAUUCUCUCAUUGACAUGUAUGCUAAGACAGGAGAGCUUGAGGAUGCUCAUCAAGCUUUUGAUGAGAUGAAAGAUAAGAAUGUGAUAUCAUGGACUUCAUUGAUCACCAGUUACGGUAAACAUGGUUAUGGUGAAGGUGCAAUUACCCUCUUUCUUAAAAUGGAGGAGAGUGGAGUAAGGCCAAAUGAUGUUACUUUUCUUUCACUUCUCUUUGCAUGCAGUCAUUCUGGAUUGAUUACCAAAGGGAUAAAUUUUCUUAGUCUAAUGGUGAGCAAGUAUCAUAUCCGUCCUAGAGUUGAACACUACUCAUGUGUCACUGAUCUACUUGCACGUGGAGGUUUAUUGGAAGAAGCUUAUGAUUUUGCAUGUAAUAUGGAUGCUAUGCCCAACUUAUCACUUUGGGGCUCUUUGCUUGGGUCUUGUAGUAUAUAUGGAAAUACAUCCCUCGGAAGAAUUGCUGCAUCAAAUCUUUUUCAGUUAGACCCUGAAAGAUCUGUAAGCUAUGUUGUUCUUGCUAAUAUUUAUGCAGCAGCAGGAUUGUGGGAGGAUGCAAAGAAGAUCAGAAAAUUUAUUGAGGAAAGAUCUGUGAAGAAAAUUGUGGGUUGCAGCUUCAUAUGGUUAUAG